CUUUCAGACAUUUUUAUUAAUACAAAGACAACAUGUUUGGAGAGACAACUGAAAAACUAUCAGUUAAAUCACGGCGAUUUUUCUGGGUGGCUUUAAUUCUAACUAUCAUCGGACUUCUUCUGACCAUAAUAGGUGUAUGUAUGCCGUUCUGGACCUCGAUUACGGACUUCGCACACUCCGGGGUGUUUCAGGCGUGUAUAUGGACCUUCAAAUCGUGUUCUUCUACGCGAGAUUUGGAAUUAGUGUAUAAAGAGGCCAAUUUCAUGCAACUGCUGUGGGGACUGACACUGGCCGGGUUGUUUUCCUUGCUGCUGUCCAUCGUUUUUAUGGCAGCAUACCCUACUCACAAAACAGUGGACUAUUGUAAAAUAGCUAUAGGAAUAUUUGUGUUGGUCUUCCUUGGUAUCGGAGUAAUUCUCACACUUAUUGCCCUUAUUGUGUACGUCGACUUUAACGUUUGGAAAGGACUUAACAUCAAAGAUGCCUUUGAUAUUAUCGGCUGGGCCUGGUACCUAACUCUUGUGGGUCUUAUCAUCCUGGUUGCCGGCUUUAUCUGCUUUAUAUUGCAUAUGUUUUUCAUGAUGUACGAGGAAGUCGGCACGACGGAACCAGUGUCAACCCACCAGCAUUAUUCCGAGAGAGAUUACUUCAGCCGAAGUAAAAAAUAUUGAUGACUUGACUGUGUCAUCUUAUAAAAAAUAAUUGGUAGUAGGCUAUGCAAAUCUUAAAAGUUUAUCUUUAAUGUUGUGAGAUACAUUUAACGUUUAAUACCAUUUUGUGUAAAAGAAAGGUGUUUAAAAAGAGAACAUUUGAACAGAUAAAGACAUAUGCGUAUCUUAGUCAAAUAAAAAUCCAUGCAUUUACAAUAUGAAAUUGUGUGGUCCAUAAAGCACAAAACCUGGAUAGGCGAGAACACUUUUCAUCUUAUACUGUAAGGAUCUAACACCGGCUGCGAGUGCAGACCGGAAUACCUGGUGAUUGUUGUAUUGUGGUAUGUAUUAAAACUAUCGUAUCUCUACGUACUACGGUGUUCCGUUUUGGACAAUCGUGCUUUUUUAUUUUGUCUGCACCUGCGAUGCACAAUGGUACGAUGGUGAAAACA
Molecule: messenger RNA, 1102 nt
Organism: Ruditapes philippinarum (Manila clam)
Lineage: Eukaryota; Metazoa; Mollusca; Bivalvia; Venerida; Veneridae
Exons: 3
Coding region: 33-671 (212 amino acids)
Source: RefSeq, a predicted model, not a curated record